AAAACAAUUCCUCCUCUCUCUAGCCUUUAAUCCCUUUCUUUCUGGGACAAUACUCUCUAGGGCUUGGAUUGCUGCACCAGAAGACAACGUUCUCUUUUUCUCCUGUCUCUGUCUCUAUCUGUAUCUGUCGUGGCUCUAGGGCUUGAAUUGAAGAAGAAGAGCACAACAGCAUUAGGGCUUCUGCCAAUCUUUCCUCUCCAUUUCUUCAAAUCUGCAGCAGGAAUCAAAAUUGGAGCCUCACAAAUCUCCAUGUCAAGCCCUUGCCACUCAAGUUAGGCCUCAAAGGAUGAAGACAUAUCUAGUUGGAUUUCCUAAGUUUAUGAGGUGAGUGAUAUUUUCAUCUGUUUGGAGGCUUUUUACUAUCUGCUUAUCUACCCUAAUGGAGAAGUCCUAGGGAGCUCUCUAUGAUCAGCUCAUGGCAUGAGAAUCUGAGCGGAGCUGUAAAGAAAGCCCUAGCAACGAGCCCUGUGGAUCCAGGUAAAUCUCACCCAUCCUGGAGAUAUGCAGAAAAGUGGGAGUCUUUCCAAGAAUAGUGGCUCUUUAAGACUGGCAUCCCAGCAGUCUCUUCGUCGCAUGGGCUUGUGUUCUCAAAUUGCAACAGGGCAGCAUUCUUCCCCAAUUGUCUUUCCAGAGAAACGCAGCAAGGUGAAGGCUUCAAAGCGGAGUGAGAUCAGUUUCCCCAGUGAUAAUCCAGAGAAAGUAAAGAGGGAGGAGCACAGAAUUGAGGUGGGAGAUGAACAGUCUGAUCUGUUGGGUGUUGAAGUAUUUUCAGGAAAACUGGUUUUGGACAAGAGAAAGACCAGUAAAAGUACUGAUGUUCAAACUUCAACUGAAGUUACAAAUCAAGAAGCUGUUGAUGCUAAACUUACAAGCAAGGCGUUAGUUUGGGGUUCUCAUAUCUUGUGUUUGGAGGAUGUGAUUUCAGUAUCGUACAGCUCUGGUCUCAGACAUUUUACUGUGCAUUCAUACCCAAUAAAUAAGGCUUCAUGUGGCCUUUCUUGUUUUAUGAAGACUCGAAGAAGUCGGAAAGACUACCGCUUCCUGGCUUCGAGCUUGGAAGAAGCACUUCAGUGGGUUAGUGGGUUUGCAGAUCAGCAAUGUUUUGUAAAUUGUUUGCCUCAUCCUCUGGUUUCUUCAAAAAAACAGGCUUCAGAUUUAGUUGCAAUUGAUUCUCAUCCUGAGUCUCAUAUAAAAUGCAAAAGUCCACCAAAAGUGCUUGUGAUAUUAAAUCCCCGGUCUGGACGUGGUCGAUCAAGUAAAGUUUUCGAAGGCAUGGUGGAACCCAUAUUUAAGCUUGCAGGGUUUAAGAUGGAGGUAGUCAAAACAUCUUCUGCUGGCCAUGCUAAAGAGCUUGCAUCCAGUGUAGACUUCAGCACAUGUCCUGAUGGAAUUAUAUGCAUUGGAGGUGAUGGAAUUGUCAAUGAGGUUCUGAAUGGUCUACUUAGUAGAGGCAACCAGAAAGAGGCAAUUUCAAUUCCUAUUGGAAUUAUACCUGCUGGCUCUGAUAAUUCACUAGUUUGGACUGUUCUGGGAGUUAGAGAUCCAGUUUCUGCUGCAUUAGCUAUUGUGAAGGGGGGGCUUACUGCUACUGAUGUUUUUGCGGUUGAAUGGAUUCAAACUGGGAUGAUUCACUUUGGGAUGACUGUAUCAUACUUUGGUUUUGUUAGUGAUGUUUUGGAACUUUCGGAAAAAUAUCAGAAGCGCUUUGGUCCUCUGCGAUAUUUUGUUGCUGGCUUCCUCAAGUUUCUAUGCUUACCAAAGUACAGCUAUGAAGUGGAAUAUCUUCCAGCCUCAAAAGAGGCAUCUGAAGGAAAAGCUUCAGCUGAGAGGGAAAUAGUUGACAUGUCAGACCUGUACACGGACAUUAUGAGGAGAUCAAACACAGAUGGCAUUCCCAGAGCUUCCAGUCUAUCAAGCAUCGACUCAAUAAUGACCCCCAGUCGUAUGUCUGGAGGAGACCUGGAUACAACCUGCAGUAGCACACAUGCUAGCACUGAGCCAUCCGAGUAUGUGCGUGGUCUGGAUCCAAAAUCAAAACGCCUAUCAUCCGGGAGAAGCAAUGUAAUGGCAGAGCCAGAAGUUAUUCAUCCCCAACUACCACUGUCAGCUACUCCAAAUUGGCCAAGGACCAGAUCAAAAUCAAGAACAGAUAAAGGGUGGACUGGAUUGACAGCCACACAUGAUUCCACUAGAAGUUCUUGGGGAAAUGCAGCAACAAACGAUAAGGAGGAUAUUUCAUCAACAAUGUCUGAUCCUGGUCCAAUUUGGGAUGCUGAACCAAAGUGGGACACUGAGCCUAACUGGAGUGUGGAACAUCCAAUUGAAUUGCCUGGGCCAUCAGAGGACAUCGAAGCAGGAGUAAAGAAGGAGGUUGUUCCUCGAUAUGAAGACAAAUGGGUGGUUACAAAGGGACACUUUCUUGGUGUCUUGGUUUGCAACCAUUCUUGCAAAACUGUUCAAAGUUUGAGUUCUCAGGUCGUGGCCCCAAAAGCUGAGUAUGAUGACAACACCUUAGAUUUGCUGUUAGUUCAUGGGAGUGGACGUCUGAGACUGUUGAGAUUUUUCUUGCUUCUUCAAUUCGGUCGACACCUUUCACUGCCAUAUGUUGAGUAUGUCAAGGUUAAAUCAGUGAAGAUUAAGCCUGGAAAGCACACCCACAAUGGUUGUGGGAUUGAUGGAGAACUGCUUCCAACCAAUGGGCAAGUCAUCUCUUCUUUGCUUCCAGAACAAUGCAGACUCAUUGGUCGCGCCCCCAACCGUCACAUGUAAUUUGAAAUUUUUACUGUGCCCCUUUCUCCUCUACUUGUGAUUGUUGAAAGGCACAUGAAGCAUAUCCAUAUACUGAAAAACUUUGAGAAUACCAUCUGCGGUUUCCAAUUGCACCAUUAUUACAUAUGUAUGGAGGUCUGUAAAUGCUUUACUGUUUCUUCUUGUGUUAUUGUUUCCUUCCCUCUCGUCGUCCACCCUGUCUUCCUUGUUUGCUCCUGGGUGAAAUCUUGCUCCUCUAUGUAUUGGGAAAUAUUUGAUAUUAUACCCUCUGACCAUCUUCAAAUUACUCUCUGGGGAUAUAUUUGUCUUGUAAAGCACUGGGUUUCUAUUCUCUAAUAUUGCUUUGGUUUUGAAUUCAA
Vitis riparia (riverbank grape) is the source of this 3128-nucleotide messenger RNA. RefSeq names its product sphingoid long-chain bases kinase 1. Gene Ontology annotation, cellular component: intracellular membrane-bounded organelle; cytoplasm; membrane. The transcript has 12 exons. Bases 502 to 2769 code for a protein of 755 amino acids. NCBI's taxonomy places the organism in Eukaryota, Viridiplantae, Streptophyta, Magnoliopsida, Vitales, Vitaceae. The record is from RefSeq and is a predicted model, not a curated record. Gene Ontology annotation, molecular function: kinase activity. Gene Ontology annotation, biological process: sphingosine biosynthetic process.